CCCCUCCAACUCAUCCAACGCAGUGCUUAUGAUAUUUGUGGCUUAUGGGGGAUCAUGGUGUUCCCAAUUUAUGGCACCGAAUGAUGUUUCCGAAAGUUGGGGAAUGAACAGUAAUAAUUAGCCAACAAAAUGCCGCCAUUGACAAUCCUCACGACAACAAACACCUAAAAGCCGCACACAGUCCGUCGUUUGGGAUUGAUUUCCGAGCAAACCCUUGUCUAUCUGUAGAUGAUGAAACAGAGAGAGUCCGCGACCCGACUCCGCGACUCCAAAAUUGUGUACGGACGAUUCAGAGAUGAAGAGACCUCGCAAUGGUGACUCCUUAUUAAAUGUCAAUUGUCGAAGCAGUGUUGUUAACAACAUCAAAACGAACAAGAAGAGAAAGAGCUUGUUCGACCUCUCGUUCCCUUUAUUCUUUUCACUCUGGUGUAUUGUUUUCUUCUUCUACGCCAAACUUGGCCUUACCCAUGGCAAUGGAGGGAAUUCGGAUGCUGACAAUGGAAGUAUACCGAACCCUAAUGUUUGCGAUGAUGAGGUUUGUGACAGUGGGAAUUUGCCAGUUGAAGAUAAAAGCAGGAUUUAUACAAAUGAGAUACUGUUAGAGUUCAAUGCCUCUAUGAACUGUAGUAAUUCCACCGUUCACGAUCCUAACUCUGCGAAUUCUACAUAUUCACUUGCAGAAACCAAUGAUUUAGAAGUAAUAUUUUGGAGUUUUUUAGGUUACACUGAUUUAGUGUGUGGGUUAGAACCGCAAGAACAGAAGAAAAACAUACCAGGAAAGCUACUGACUAAUAGAACUCAUCCUGCUUAUCUCAAUUAUGAUGAGUUUCGGAACAUAACAAGGCAGGAAAAAAACUUCCGAAAGGAUGCACCGACUCGUCUUUUUAACAUCACUCACCGGCUUGAGCCUGAUGGAACAAAGUACAACUAUGCCUCCGCAUCAAAAGGUGCAAAAGUGCUGGCUCAUAAUAAGGAAGCAAAAGGAGCUAAUAACAUAUUGGGGAAGGAUCACGAUAAAUACCUGAGAAACCCUUGUUCUGUUGGGGGAAAGUUCGUUGUGAUUGAGCUUACAGAGGAAACUCUGGUUGAUGCAGUCAAAAUUGCAAAUUUUGAACAUUAUUCUUCUAAUUUUAAAGAAUUUCAGUUGUCCGGGAGUUUGGUUUAUCCUACUGAUUCAUGGUACCCGUUGGGUAACUUUGUUGCUACAAAUGUCAAGCUCGCUCAAAGCUUUAAGCUUCCUGAACCCAAAUGGGUAAGGUACUUGAAGUUGAGUUUACUUAGUCAUUAUGGAUCGGGAUUUUACUGCACACUAAGUGUGCUGGAGGUAUAUGGUGUGGAUGCAAUCGAGCGGAUGCUUGAAGAUCUCAUUGUGGCUUCUGGGGAUCCUACUAAUAAGAAAUUGCCAAAUCCUAAUUCAACUGCAACGCUUUCCCUAAAACGAGAAUCAGCUCAAAGUGACCAUAAAGGGGAUGCUGCAGUUCAAAAUGUGGUUGAGGCUGCUGAUAAAGGGACAGAUAGCAUAGAUGAUGCACAAAGGCUUAACAAUGAUGUGAUUAAGAAUUCAGUGAUCACGAGCAGCACAAUUCCCGAUCCUGUGAUGGAAGUUAGACAGCAGCCAAAUAGCAGAAUUCCUGGUGAUUCUGUUCUGAAGAUCUUGAUGCAGAAGGUGAGGUCACUUGAGCUAAACUUAUCUGUGCUAGAGGAGUACAUCAAAGAGCUGAACAGAAGACAAGGUGAUGUUUUGCCUGAGCUUGAUAAAGAGCUAUCUAGAGUUUCGUUGCUUUUGGAUAAAAGCAAAACAGUACUCAAGGAUCUCUUGGAUUGGAAGGAUUUUAUGGAGAGAGAAAUUACUGAACUUGAGUUAUGGAAAGUUUUUGUUGAAUCCAAACUGGAUGCAUUGAUCAGAGAAAAUAGCAUACUGAGAUUAGACGUUGAAAAGAUUUCAAGUGAUCAAGCAAGUCUGGAAAAUAAGGAGCUUGCUGUGCUAGCCGUGAGCUUUUCCUUUGCAUUUAUUGCAAUCAUCAAGUUAGUUUCAGAGAGAGCCUUGGUGGUUUCUGGAGCCUCUACGUCUGGCAAGGUAUGCCAGAUUAGUAGAGGUUGGGUUCUGAUACUUGUUAGCAGCAGUGUGACUAUAUUGAUUACCUUGCUUUGUAGCUAGUCUCUCCCAUUUGUAGCUGUAGGAAAUCACGUGCUAUAUUAACACUUGCCCCUGUAUGUAUUGGCCUCAUAGUUAAAGAAUUUGUAGCAUACAUGAUACUUUAAUUAUAUCGUCAAAUUCUUAGGUUCUGUUAUUUGAGCCUGCGCGCCAUGCUGAAACAUGUCAUCAUGGUUUUGUAGUUG
This is a messenger RNA of Cornus florida, 2340 nucleotides long. RefSeq names its product SUN domain-containing protein 5. Gene Ontology annotation, biological process: protein folding in endoplasmic reticulum. Gene Ontology annotation, cellular component: membrane; cytoplasm. Bases 296 to 2158 code for a protein of 620 amino acids. Lineage: Eukaryota; Viridiplantae; Streptophyta; Magnoliopsida; Cornales; Cornaceae. The record is from RefSeq and is a predicted model, not a curated record. The transcript is spliced from 4 exons.